Molecule: messenger RNA, 291 nt
Organism: Penicillium roqueforti
Lineage: Eukaryota; Fungi; Ascomycota; Eurotiomycetes; Eurotiales; Aspergillaceae
Exons: 1
Coding region: 1-291 (96 amino acids)
Source: RefSeq, a predicted model, not a curated record
AUGGACAGAGUUGGGGUGGACGCGGUGGACAUGGCGGAGGUCAGAGGGGACGUGGCAGAGGACAGGGAAACCGAGGUCGAGGAGGAAAUCAUGCAGAAAGUGGACGAGCGCCGUCAUAUCCUCCCCCGACAGGUUUCAACUACGCGCAACCAAUGUACGGCGGAUAUCCCCAACCUCUUCCUACAGCACCUUAUAUGCCUCCCCAACCCUACCAUCAUGGACAAACGCCGGCCUUUCAACAUCCUCAAAAUCCACCUCCAUUUCCAUCUCAACAAUAUCCCCAGUCGGUAG